This is a messenger RNA of Sphaerulina musiva SO2202, 3047 nucleotides long. RefSeq names its product cora-domain-containing protein. The transcript has 2 exons. Gene Ontology annotation, cellular component: plasma membrane. Lineage: Eukaryota; Fungi; Ascomycota; Dothideomycetes; Mycosphaerellales; Mycosphaerellaceae. Gene Ontology annotation, biological process: intracellular magnesium ion homeostasis; magnesium ion transmembrane transport. The coding region runs from base 48 to 2741 and encodes 897 amino acids. The record is from RefSeq and is a predicted model, not a curated record. Gene Ontology annotation, molecular function: magnesium ion transmembrane transporter activity.
CACACACUCCUCCCACACCACCGCCAGCGACCUCCGCGGCAGGCGCAAUGGCAUCCAGACAGCCACGCGGCGGGCUUGCCUCCAUCGCCGGACCUGCUUCAAUGGCAAAACCUGCACCGGGCGAGGGCCAGUCCGACGAUGCCACCGGCUCCGCCAAUGCCAUGGGUGCGCCACCGAAUAAGAAAAAGAAGCAUCGCGCUGGUCGGAAGCAUAGGAAACCCCGGCGACAGAGCUUUAUUGCUCCCUCCGAGGCUGCGACCGAGGACACGACUGAUAUGCAAGAUCGACCGAGUUUGCUGGAGGCAUCGCACCAUGCGUCGCAGAGGGACAGCUUCUACCGCGUGCAGAACUCGACGAGGCGUGGGAGCCAUACUAGUCUGGAGAGCGAGGCGCUCCUGGACCACCGCGAACACGCCCCGCUGAGUCGCAGGAGGGAUACUAUGCGACAAGGCUUUGCUCGAGCGGCCUUGCCCUUUGCACGCCAUCAGCAUCGCCCAUCUGAUGCCUCUGCGAAGGCAGGAGGAGGAGGAGGAUCAGGCAGGUCGCGUCCCGCGCACACGGAAGAGUCUGUCAUCAGUGAAGACGAGGAAGAUGAGCAUCGUGGCACCGAAAGGUCUCCUCUGCUCGGCAAUAAAGCCCGCACGAAGCCGCAUGUUUCACGUGCGAACAGUGGUUUACAAGGCGGCACGCACAGCAGCAAUGGGAAUACUACAAGAACACGACAUGAGUCUUCACCCUCGAAGACAUCAUCUCCCAGAGGAGCACCGCUGGAGAUUCUUACUGCGACUCGCAAUCCCCAACCAGAUGGUGACCACGAUGUCAAUAACCCUCCAUCGGUGCCUGGCUCUCCAACCCUGGGUAUAACCGAAGACUUGUACAUUUACGGACUCGGAUCGAGCUUGUCAGAGCGUGGCAGAGAUGCUGUGAUCCAUAUCAGCGAGGACGAAGCAGAUCGUGAACUUGAUAACAGAUCCCCUGAAAGUAUGCGACGUCGACCUACCCUGGCCCAGCUAGCUGAACGUGACGUCUGCUUUCCUGGGGACGACGAUGCUACAGAGCAUGGCGAGGAAUCUCCACAUGCAUCCCAGCGAGAGGCAUCGGUCAAGCCAAGACGCAGACGAGGCCGCAAGUUCCCGGACUUGGAGGUGCUGGAGGAGUGGAGCCGCGAGGAGAAAGAAGCACGAACUCAGCAGGAAGUGCAGCGUGCAAAGAAGAUAUCUGAGCCCGUCAUGAUUGGUGGUCGUUUGCGUCCUGCGAAGACUGCCUGGCAUGCGGAGGCAGAAAAUUCGCCAUUCAGGUUCACGUACUUCAACGAGAUGCUCGAUGGCACCAUACAUGCUCGAACUAUCAGUGAUUUACAAGACGACAUGACUUUUCAUGAGCUAUUCAUUCCGGAUCCCAUAGAACUAAGUGAUGAUAGCGACGACGAGGACGAACACGACGAAGGCGCCAUAGAGCGUCCCACCCUCCACAAGCUUCGCCGUGCUUCAAGUGUCGGCAGGUCAAAGCAUGCUGAUGCUGUCAGCCAGAACGGCGAUCCUCCACGACCAGCCUCGAUUGCACGGGGCUCAAUUGUGGAGAGUAUGGCUAACAGCAAGUCUGCUGCUGAAUCAGCUCCUGUAUCUGGUGGUGAUUCUGGCAACGUGACCCCGAAAGGUCAGCGGAAGCGCUAUGGGCCCCGGCCAACUUUCUGGCUGGAUGUUCUCUCGCCUACAGAGAACGAGAUGAAGGUCUUGUCGAAGGCUUUCGGAAUUCAUCAGUUGACGUCUGAGGAUAUACUCAUGAACGAGCAGCGUGAAAAGGUCGAACUGUUCCCAUCCUACUACUUCGUCAAUUAUCGGACUUUCGAACAAGACAAGGACAGCGAAAACUACAUGGAGCCCAUCAAUAUGUAUGUCAUUGUCUUCCGAGAUGGUGUCAUCACCUUCCACCACUCCAUGAGCCCACAUCCAGCCAAUGUUCGACGACGGAUUCGCCAGCUGAGUGAUUACAUGAGCCCUACCGCCGACUGGAUCAGUUACGCAAUCAUUGACGACGUCACUGACGUAUAUGCACCACUGGUCACGGAGAUUGAGCAAGAAGUCGACGACAUUGACGAAGAAAUUCUGCUCAUGCACCAGGAAUCCGAUCCUAAUGCCAUUGAGCAGGCCAAGUUCGAGCAGAAGCAGAAAGAAGGCAAGGCGAAAGGCGAAAAGAGGCGAGAAAGUAAUGCUAGUGCAACCACAAUCGACGCCGGGAAGAAGAAGAACAGUGGCGGCGACAUGCUGAGACGUGUCGGCGGCUGCCGCAAGAAAGUCAUGAGUUUGUAUCGUCUGCUCGGCAACAAAGCAGAUGUUAUCAAGGGGUUCGCAAAGCGCUGCAAUGAACACUGGGAAGUUGCACCACGCUCAGAGAUUGGUCUUUAUCUCGGAGAUAUCCAGGAUCAUAUCGUGACCAUGACUGGGAAUUUGUCGCACUAUGAGAGCCUCCUCUCCCGAGCUCACGGUAACUACGUCGCUCAAAUCAACAUCCGCAUGAACGAACGUGCCGAGACGAAUGCAGACGUCCUGGGCAAGCUUACUGUCCUAGGAACAAUUGUGCUUCCCAUGAACAUCAUCACGGGAAUGUGGGGCAUGAACGUCUGGGUCCCCGGACAAGAGUAUGAGGGCGAUCUUAGUUGGUUCUUUGCCAUCACCGCCGGUCUGGCCGCUUUCGGAUUCAUAUGCUACUUCAUUGCGAAGAAGGUUUAUGGUAUUGUAUAACCAUAUUCCAAAUUCGUCAUGGAAUUUUGGAAAGUAUUGUUAUCAAUACCUCGUAGGGCAUUCUGUAUAAAACAAGAUGGGAUGGGGCGGCAGCUGGGGGGCAGGGAGAGAGACGUUUCAGUCCUGACCAUGAGGACAAAGUAUAGAGUACAUGUAGAACACAAGUGAGGCGAAUGUGGGUGAAACAGUACGAAGGAUCGAUUGUUACAAACAGCAAACACGACUAAGGAAUGGAACGGAAUGGGAUCAAGAUGAAAUUGUCAAGAGUAGGUGGUAUACAUGUUACUUUUUUUAAAUGAAAUGAUC